Molecule: messenger RNA, 2736 nt
Organism: Dicentrarchus labrax (European seabass)
Lineage: Eukaryota; Metazoa; Chordata; Actinopteri; Moronidae
Gene: cnot7
Product: CCR4-NOT transcription complex, subunit 7
Exons: 7
Coding region: 263-1123 (286 amino acids)
Cellular component (GO): CCR4-NOT core complex; CCR4-NOT complex; P-body
Molecular function (GO): nucleic acid binding; poly(A)-specific ribonuclease activity
Source: RefSeq, a predicted model, not a curated record
UCCUGCCCUACGUGAUGACGUCGCGUCGCAGGCUCAGCUAUGAUGGCAGCCGUAGGUUGACAUCGAUACAUUACUGAAUAUAAACUAUUUAAAAGUUAGCGGCAGGAAAGCAAAACAACAACAACAACAACAACAAAACAAAUCCCGACACACUAACGUAGAACAAACCAACAGUUGUUCAGAUAGUAACGUUACACACUUAAAAAACACACACACACACACACACACACACACACCGCCUGGUUUGGGGGAACGCGGCACUAUGCCCGCAGCCACUGUGGAUCACAGCCAAAAAAUAUGUGAGGUUUGGGCCAACAACCUGGAGGAGGAGCUGAAGAGGAUCCGACAUGUCAUUCGUAAAUACAACUACAUCGCUAUGGACACCGAGUUUCCCGGUGUAGUAGCCAGACCGAUCGGAGAGUUCAGGAGCAACGCCGACUAUCAGUACCAGUUACUGCGCUGCAAUGUGGACUUGCUCAAGAUAAUCCAGCUGGGCCUCACGUUUAUGAACGAGCAAGGAGAAUACCCUCCGGGGACAUCGACGUGGCAGUUCAAUUUUAAGUUUAACCUCACAGAAGAUAUGUACGCACAGGACUCCAUCGAGCUCCUGACCACUUCAGGGAUUCAGUUCAAGAAGCACGAGGACGAAGGCAUCGAGACUCUGUACUUUGCAGAGCUGCUGAUGACAUCGGGAGUGGUGCUUUGCGAUGGGGUCAAGUGGCUGUCGUUUCACAGCGGCUAUGACUUUGGAUACCUGAUCAAGAUUCUGUCCAACGCAAACCUGCCCGAGGAGGAGGUGGACUUCUUUGAGAUUCUUCGCUUAUACUUUCCAGUCAUUUACGAUGUGAAGUACCUCAUGAAGAGCUGUAAAAACCUGAAGGGCGGGCUGCAGGAAGUAGCUGAGCAACUGGAGCUGGAGAGGAUCGGACCACAGCAUCAGGCCGGCUCUGACUCUUUACUCACAGGCAUGGCUUUCUUCAAGAUGAGAGAGAUGUUCUUUGAGGAUCAUAUCGAUGAUGCAAAGUACUGUGGUCACUUGUACGGGCUGGGCUCCGGCUCGGCCUACGUCCAGAACGGAACGGGGAACGCUUACGAAGAGGAGGCUAACAAGCAGCAGUCGUGACAUCGCUCUGAAACUCUCCCAUCCUGCGGUUCAACGUGCACUAUCAGUGCGGCACUGAAGCCAAGCUUCGCCAACCGGCUGAUGAUGAUAAUAAUAAUGGAAGAACACAAACAUACACACAUCAUUUAGCAAGCUGCUUCUCAUAGGCUCUUCUCACCUUAGAUGACUGAACAUGAUGGUAAAAAAAGAAAAAGAAAUCACAGCUGUCCUUAAACAUGUUCCUGUUGGCUGCGUGUGAGUUUAGUCUUUUAUUCCUACAAUGCAGUUUAGGCAGCCUGGUUGGAUCAGUUCAAUUUAACAUGCUUGAAAAUAUGGGAUUUUAGUUUUCCUAAAAUGUUCUGUAGAAAAUGUUUUGCACUUUAAAGCUCUAACCUGAUUUUAUAUGGAAAGCUGAACAUGUUUCUGGUGUCUCUCCUCUUUGUUGCCUUUCUCUACGUUCCCGUUUUACAUUUUUUGAACAUGCACAACCGCCCUCACCACGCUCAGCCUUACUAUUAGCUGCAUUCUUACCUUUUAAACUUUAAUUUAUUGUGCUGGUUAUCUGACAGUGAAUGGACACCCAGUUGAAGGAAUAAGACACCACAUGUUAGUGCGCUCGCCCUCUUGUCAUCCGAUCUCUCGUAUGAUAAUGAGAAAGGGAUCUCUCAGUGAGUCUGUUUACGUGCACAUGAAUAUCUCAUUGAAGUUUUUUGUUUUUUCUCAUGUGUUCAUAUAAAGAUAAUGUUUAUUACGACAUGAAUAAGAUCUAAUCCCACUGUGAGAUGCCUUUUAACUAACAAGCUGGUGUAUUCUGCUUAUAUAGAUGGGACUAAAACAAGUGACCAUUUCCUCUUUCCUAUUCGUUGCCGUUUCCCGUUUUUGAACUCAUGAUAAUGCUCCAGGUAGUCGCGAUAUAUACAGUACGUACUACACGCAUACGUUCGUAGGAAGACUGUGGAUUGUUUGUGCAUGUAAACACCCUCAACGACACAAGCAUACACGAACACAGAUGCAUCACAUCUCUACAUGACCUCGCGUUGAUUUCAACUAAAUUCACCAGACCUUAAAGAAACAAUUAAAAAGUAUCUAACAAAAACAAAACACUCGCCUGCUGUAAGACAUGCCGAGGUUGCCCUAAACUACUCUCUUGAGAGUAAAUGUUCAUUUUUAAUUGAAAUUAAGGUUUUGUAGAGUUUUAGUGUUGUAAUAAAAGAAGAAAAAACUUUUACUUGUUGGGGGGAAAAAAAUAAAUAACGUUGCCUUUUAAUAUGCAUCUUUUUUUGUUCCAGUGGAGCUUCAAUUCACUUUUUCUGGCCUUUCGAAUGACUAUUUUUUGUUUUUGUAUUGCUCUCCAGUUCAUUCAUGCCGCCUAGAACAGCCGCAUGUACUAAAACGUUUGAAUAAAUGCCGUGUUGUUGAAUAGUAUCCUGAACUUCCGUAGGUGUGUGUUGAAGUGUAGGUUCACCACUUAUUAACCUCCCUCAGCGUCGAUAACUGAAACGCUUUUCUUUCUUUCUGCAGCACAUCUUCCACACUGUAAAGGAGUAAAAAAAGAAAAAGAAUAUGCAAUAUAUAAGAGGAUUGUUUUUAGAUUAUUUUGUAAAUAAAGGCUUGAAAACUUUUCUACCAUAAAA